Messenger RNA from Lates calcarifer (barramundi perch), 971 nucleotides. Its product is annotated as trypsin-1. The coding region runs from base 129 to 857 and encodes 242 amino acids. Gene Ontology annotation, biological process: proteolysis. The transcript has 6 exons. NCBI's taxonomy places the organism in Eukaryota, Metazoa, Chordata, Actinopteri, Centropomidae. The record is from RefSeq and is a predicted model, not a curated record. Gene Ontology annotation, molecular function: serine-type endopeptidase activity.
UUAGUCAUCAGUACCUCACUUUCAUGUUUUGCAUUUUUAUUUUGAUUGGCAAUAAUUGAACCAAUCAGCCUGCUUGGAGUUGCUAUAAAACAGGGAUUCAGAUGAAGUGAUAGGAUCAAACUGCAGCCAUGAGGUCUCUGGUCUUUGUUCUGCUCAUUGGAGCCGCCUUUGCCACGGAAGAGGACAAGAUUGUCGGUGGCUAUGAGUGCACACCUCAUUCUCAGCCCCAUCAAGUGUCUCUGAACUCUGGCUACCACUUCUGUGGAGGCUCCCUGGUCAAUGAGAACUGGGUUGUGUCUGCUGCUCACUGCUACAUGUCACGUAUUGAGGUGCGUAUGGGAGAGCACAACAUUGGAGUCUCUGAGUCCAGCGAGCAGUACAUCAGUGCUUCUCGUAUCAUCCGCCACCCCUACUUCAACCGCUACACUCUUGAGAAUGACAUUAUGCUGCUCAAGCUGAGCAAGCCCGCCACCCUCAACCAGUACGUGCAGCCUGUGGCUCUGCCCACCAGCUGUGCCCCUGCUGGCACCAUGUGCAAAGUCUCUGGCUGGGGCAACACCAUGAGCUCCACUGCUGACAGUAACAAGCUCCAGUGUCUGAACAUCCCCAUCCUGUCUGAUGAGGACUGUAACAAUUCCUACCCCGGCAUGAUUGACAACACCAUGUUCUGUGCUGGAUACCUCGAGGGAGGAAAGGACUCCUGCCAGGGUGACUCUGGUGGUCCCGUCGUGUGCAAUGGUGAGCUGCAGGGUGUUGUGUCCUGGGGCUACGGAUGUGCCGAGAAGGAUCACCCUGGUGUCUACUCCAAGGUCUGUGUGCAGAUUGACUGGCUGCACAACACAAUGGCCAGCUAUUAACUCCACCAUUCAACCUCCACAUCAGACAGACAAACCAACAUUUUCAACUGUUCAAACACCAUAUCUCAUACUGGGGAUGAAAAAGCACAACAAAUAAAGAGUUAUAUAUAUGAA